AUGUGGAAGAAUUGGUUCGAUAAACACUAUACUGAGUUGACACCUGCGUCUAGUCAGUUUGACGAAGAGGCUCUGGCAGACUAUGUCAACACCAAAGUCAUAUAUCAAGCAGGUGUUGAUUUUGAAAGUAAACCUAUGGUUGUCAUUUGUGCUUGUAAUCUACCAAAUCCCAAAGACGUAGAUUAUGAUAAAAUUCUGGGUCGCAUCCUACAACGUCUUGACUUGUUUGUAGAAAGCGACUAUUCGGUAGUGUUCUUUGCUGGCGGCGCGAAAUAUAGACCAGGAUGGUCAUGGAUACUUAAAGCUUACAGCAGCCUUGGCAGAAAGUACAAGAAAAAUCUCAAAUCUUUUUACGUCGUGCACGCGUCAAGAUGGACACGCCUAAUAUUGGAUUUAAUGAGCGCUGUCAUAAGUCCAAAAUUCCUGCGUAAGGUUAAAUAUGUUAGUACGCUUUCUGAACUGGCGAGAUAUGUGCCGCUCACUCAGAUCGACAUUCCGCCAGUUGUAUACGAAUACAACAUCAGAUAUGAGGAUAAGAUAGCUCUCCCAUCAUCGCAAUCAUAUGAUGAACAUGGUCAUUUGAUGUUUGGCGUACCAAUCGAAGUACUGAUGGGUUCAGCAGGAGAAAAAGGAAUCCCGAGAGUCGUGAAAGAGUGUGUCGCUUAUUUGAGAGCUAACGGUCUUUAUACAGAAGGUGUGUUUCGACGAUCACCAAACUCUAUGUUAUUACGACAAGCACGAGAAGCUUAUGACAGAGGCAACCCAAUAAAAUUAGAAGAUUACGGAGUACACACCGCAGCUGUCUUACUAAAAAUGUUCUUCCAUCAACUUCCUAAACCCAUAAUUCCCUCCGAUUUAUACGAUGUUCUCCGGCAGAUAUCGCAAAAACCAACACCACUCGACCGAGUGGAAUUCAUCCGAAAUAAAGUCUUCUCUUUACUCUCUCCUGCGGCAAUAAUCCUCCUCCGACAUGUGUUUUCAUUAUUACGCGACAUUGCAGAGCAUCGAGAAGAGAAUAAAAUGACAUCGUACAAUCUAGCAGUCAUGCUUGCGCCCAAUUUAGUACAUAGCGGGUCUCCGACACUCGACGUCAGCAUGUGUACUAUAUCACCCGAUGACGAAAGAGUCGGCGGAGGUGUUGGUUUAUUUGUUCGCAUUUGCAUCGAACAUUUUGAUCUCGUAUUCGAAGAUGUUGACGAACCGAAAGAACUCAUCAGAGAUGUAAUCGAAACGGCUUCGUUCUCAACUUCGUCUUCCAUGAGCGGUUCGACCGAAAGCUCUGCUACAAUAACAUUAAAUCAUUCAGCGACGCUUCCAUAUUCAUCUCCUCCAAAAUAUCCAUCGCUCCGCAGAAUGAAAUCGUUUGGAGCAUUAUCAUCGAACAACGUGGAUGUCAGAGUUGGUAGUGGAGUUGAAGUAGCUGGUGUUAUGGCUCAGGGACUAGUUAGCAGGUCCCCGCCGCCAUAUGCUUACAGAGAUGACCCGAAUUCGCCGUUGCUUGAAGGGUUGAGAGUAGGUGCACCAUGGUAG
Molecule: messenger RNA, 1530 nt
Organism: Paraglomus occultum
Lineage: Eukaryota; Fungi; Glomeromycota; Glomeromycetes; Paraglomerales; Paraglomeraceae
Source: the annotation of a GenBank genome assembly